Messenger RNA from Rhodofomes roseus, 585 nucleotides. RefSeq lists its product as uncharacterized. The transcript has 7 exons. The coding region runs from base 1 to 585 and encodes 194 amino acids. The record is from RefSeq and is a predicted model, not a curated record. Lineage: Eukaryota; Fungi; Basidiomycota; Agaricomycetes; Polyporales; Fomitopsidaceae.
AUGCUGAGCGAAUCCGACUAUGGUCCUUCCCGUCACGGUGUGCAGUCGGCGCAAGCGAACCUCAGCAAGGAGGAAGACGUGUUGCGUAUGUUCGAUGCACUCAAGGGGUGCCCAUUUGGUCCAGUGCAGGUGCAGAUCGCGAAUCAUGGGUACUACCCGCCGGCAGAUGUGCCUGUUGCGGAGACGUCGCUCGCGCAGUGGGAGUCGACUUUCGCGUCUAACAUGACAUCUACCUUCCUGGUCGUCAGGGAUACUGCGGGCAAAUAUGGCGAGAUUGGCCAUGCCGACUACUCUGCGACCAAAAGUGGAAUGAUGUAUGACUUUACAAUGUCGCUGAAGAAUGAGAUCGUCAAAAUCGCCCCACGCGGGCGAGUGAACUGCAUCGUUCCCGGGUGGGUCAAGACCCCCAUGGCCGAACAUGCCCUGAAGCAACCUGAUAUUAGUUACCACGCGCUGGCGACCAUGCCGCUCAAGAAAGUCGCUACGCCAGAGGACGUCGCGUCUCAGGUUGUCUUCGUGGCGUCGACCGCCGUGUUCGGACACGGUAGGCUGCUGAACAAGCGCGAGGACAUCAUCGCCUACUAA